Messenger RNA from Linum trigynum, 1925 nucleotides. The record is from the annotation of a GenBank genome assembly. Lineage: Eukaryota; Viridiplantae; Streptophyta; Magnoliopsida; Malpighiales; Linaceae.
CUCUCGAAGUCAUGCGCGGUAGCAAUACCAAACCAAAUACGGGGAGUAGUGGAUUCUUGAGAUAAGCCUUUGAUAAACCUUGGAAAUUUUAAUGCCAUAAUGCCUUUCAAAUACUCCUAGCCAUUAUCCUAUUGCAAUAAUUCUUUCUAAGAAGAAUUCCCAUGUUGUGCCAAUUCCGGCCAAAAUAAGGAGAUUUCAGAAUUUUUGCAUGAAUGAUGAAAUUGGGUGAGGGAUUAGUUGAACUAUGAUGGAUUUCAUGAUGCUUAAGUGAUUGAUGAGAUAUUUGUGCCCUGGUGGGAAUAUUUGUUAUGUUAGGAUGUUGGAAUAGAAAAAUGCCCACCAAGUGCAUACUGAAUUGUCUAGCCUUGAUACAAUUUUGGGCAUGUUGAACAAUGGUCAUUGAGGCAUGAUAUAGGAUUGAAUUUGCAACCUUUUUUAUAUAUAUGAAACUCUUCAUGGCUCGAUGUGCUUUUGGUUUGAUUGAGCUUAAUUGUUGGUCAUCCAACCUUGUGCAAUACCUAUGUAGGCACGUUACCUAUGUUAGAAAUUAAGUGCGGGGGAGUGAAUUUUCUCCACAAUGUGCUUUUCUAAUGAAUGUUUCCAUGCAUUAUGCUUGUUGCUUUGUAUUUUUGCAGGAUGGUUGAUCUGAUGCAUGAGUAUAUCCAUUACUUGGUGGAUCACCCGACUAUGGGUCACGAUUUGAGUUAUGAAGGAAUGUGGACAUUGGACCCCACUAGCGCCUUGAACUCGGCAUUUUUUUUACAUCUUUUUCAUUGUCAGGCUGCAAUCUCAACAACCAUUUCUCAUCCACGGUGGCUCCAAUUGCUCAGCCUUGACGAGUCGAUCUACUGGGAGUUGUGCUUGGAGUUCUACUCCACAUUUGUUCACGUGCAGCCUAGAGGACGACGCAAUCAACCAUAUGUGGAGUUCAGACUAGGUGGAGUCCAUCAUAUGAUAGUGUAUGACACCUAGCUCACGAUUUGGGGCUCCAUAGCGAAAUCAUGAUGAUGGAGCUUACACCAGGGGUGCGAACCCCUAGUCGGUGUAUGAUUCGAUUAUCCUCCUAGAGUAUAGAGAGAACUCUUUCUAAGUGGGUCACACCAGGGUGACUCAGUUCAGGCCCCAAUGGAAGAUCCUUCACAUGCUGCCGACCCACUCUGUGGUCCAAAUUCUGCUAGCUCAGGGACUGAAUGCGCUCUGAGGGAUCGUGGCACUUUACACGAUGGGUUGAACGCGAGAGCCUCUCCAUCUGGGAGCAGUUGUGGCAACAACACAUCGCGAGAGGUUUCGAGUACAUCGAUGGUGUUCGACCCUAUGCCAUGUCCAACCCAGUGUUGGAGGAGGGUCCAAAGCCAUGCCAUCGAGCUCAACCACCAUGCCAACGUGGCCAUGCCAGUGCUUCAUCAUCAUGAGGAGCUGGUCCUUCAUCCAUGGGAAACUUUGUGGCUCGAAUCUCUACCCUUGAGGACUAGUUUGGCGGCAUCUCAUUCAAGAUAGAAAGAGAGCGUGUCACGCCCGACGACAUUCACAUCACUUGGCGGAUGAGCUAGUCCGUGCUCAGGGCAUCGUCUUCCAGGACAUUGAGUGGCAUCCUUCAUUUCCUCGCUAGGAGCAGUCACCACUUCAGUGCCAUGUUGGCACCAUCUCUUUGUGUGUUUAACUAGUCCUAUUUUGUUGUUUUUCUUUUCUUGUGAUGUUUAGAUAUUGUGAUUGUGUAACAAACUCGCCUUAAGCAAGCAUGUGUUUAUAUUUGUGUGUUUAUUCCUUGUGAAGCUAGUCCAUCUCUAGUCCGACAUUCACUCACCAAUGAUUUGGUAACUUCCUUCCACCCUUAUUCUUGCUCCAUUAGGUACUAGGUCGUUCUGAAGUGUGGAGGUGUAUACAUAUAUUUGUGUUUGCCGUGUGAAUAAUGAGUGGAAUGGCUU